AUGUCGGCCGCAACCAUCCCUCCCCCCGCCGCGGACCAGGACUACAAGGGGACGCUGCUCCCGCUUCUGAUGUCCAACAAUGUCCUUUCGUUCGGAUCUUACGUGCUAAAGUCCGGCCGGGAAUCCCCCUACUUCUUCACCUCGUCGCUCCUGCACACGGCCCCAUUGCUCCGCGCGACCUCCGCCGCCUACGCCAGCGUCCUGGCCGCCGAACCCUUCGUCACCAUCGCUGCUGACGGCACCAAGACCCCGAACUUCGAUAUCGUCUUCGGUCCUGCCUACAAGGGUGUUCCAAUUUGUGCCGCUGUGGUGAACGAGUUGGCCGUGCGGGACUCGCUGUCCCCUUCGCCCAAGGGUACCUGGGAUAACGUCAGCUACUCUUUCAACCGCAAAGAGGCCAAGGCGCACGGCGAGGGAGGAAACAUUGUUGGGGCUCCGUUGAAGGGCAAGCGGGUGGUGAUUGUCGACGAUGUCAUCACCGCGGGUACUGCGCUGCGCGAGGCAGUGUGCAUCAUUGAGAAGGAGGGCGGUAUUGUGUCGGGCGUUGUCAUCCUGCUGGAUCGGGAGGAGAGAGUCAGUGAUGCUGAGCCCAAGAGCGCUGUUGGUGUUGCUCAGAGAGAUCUGGGGGAGAACAUCCCCAUCCGCGCCGUCAUUGGUCUCCACGAUUUGAUUGAAAAGUUGGGUAGUGAGAUUGGAGACGGCGAGGUGCAGCGGUUGAAGGACUACCGGGCUCGUUAUGGAGCGGAGUAA
Molecule: messenger RNA, 750 nt
Organism: Aspergillus chevalieri
Lineage: Eukaryota; Fungi; Ascomycota; Eurotiomycetes; Eurotiales; Aspergillaceae
Gene: URA5
Product: orotate phosphoribosyltransferase
Exons: 1
Coding region: 1-750 (249 amino acids)
Biological process (GO): 'de novo' pyrimidine nucleobase biosynthetic process; pyrimidine ribonucleoside biosynthetic process; pyrimidine nucleotide biosynthetic process
Cellular component (GO): cytoplasm
Molecular function (GO): orotate phosphoribosyltransferase activity
Source: RefSeq, a predicted model, not a curated record